AAUAGUGACUUAGUAUAUUUAGGUUAUUAGACACGUUUGUAAAUUUAUCGUUAUAAUUUUAGAAAAAAAGAUUAUAAAAUGUCUUUGAGUAUUAAAACAGAAAUAAAAAUUGAUGUGGAACCUUGCGUAGUGGCUUGGAGUAAUAAAUUGUUUGUAGGUGCGGAUAAUGGCACAGUUUUAAGUUUUGAUGCUAAUCUCACACCCGGUGCGUCAUGGACGGCUCACGAAGUACAGUUGUUUGCGUUAGCGGCAAAUGAAGACAAAGUGUAUUCGAGUUCUAAUGAUGGAGGGCUAAAAGUUUGGACUUCUGAUGGUGCUAAAACAAUGGAGUUUCCAGCAUCUGAGGGAGAUAUUGGAUCAAUAUGUGUGAAUGGCAAACACGUGUAUGCUGGUGAUGAAUUAGGGAACAUAUAUGUUUUUGAAGAAAACGCCUUUAAAGCCAAAUAUAACGUACUAGAGGAAGUAAAGGACAUAGCGAUAAGUCCACCAUAUAUGUUCACUGCACGAGACCUUUACGUAACUGUAACAGAAAUUAAACCUGACGAAUCCAAAGAACGUUUUAUAACGCAGCAUGUCAUGGAAGGACGCGCUCCUUUAAGGAUAGACGGGUCACACCUAGUGGUCACGGGUCGAGGCGGCAAUAACAUUCAACUGCACAAUGUCUCGCUCGACACCAAAUUCAAAAAGUUGCACGAAGUGAAGGUCAGUGACAUGAUAUUGACCAGCUUGUCAGUGAGCAAUGGAUUCGCAUGGACAGGUGGGUGGGAUGGUUGCGUGAGGCGAUGGAAAAUCUCAGAAGAUAAAUUGGCACCAGCUGGAGAUAUAAAUUUAGGUGCUUGUGUUAACGCUCUGGUCGCACCUGCAGGAGACAAUGCCUACGCGCUUUUAACAGGCGGGCGAAUUGUUAAUAUAAAAGCAGCAUAAAAUGUCAAUACAUUUAAUGAUUAU
This is a messenger RNA of Vanessa atalanta (red admiral), 948 nucleotides long. RefSeq lists its product as uncharacterized. NCBI's taxonomy places the organism in Eukaryota, Metazoa, Arthropoda, Insecta, Lepidoptera, Nymphalidae. Bases 79 to 924 code for a protein of 281 amino acids. Gene Ontology annotation, molecular function: protein binding. The transcript is spliced from 5 exons. The record is from RefSeq and is a predicted model, not a curated record.